Melanaphis sacchari is the source of this 2537-nucleotide messenger RNA. RefSeq names its product lachesin-like. The record is from RefSeq and is a predicted model, not a curated record. The coding region runs from base 1131 to 2048 and encodes 305 amino acids. Gene Ontology annotation, cellular component: neuron projection membrane. Gene Ontology annotation, biological process: synapse organization. The transcript is spliced from 6 exons. Lineage: Eukaryota; Metazoa; Arthropoda; Insecta; Hemiptera; Aphididae.
CCCGAGUUUUCGUUGUGCGUCCGUCCCGUGUCGUCGCGAGAACCGCGUCCGUGAUUUUUUCAGGUCGGUUUUAUCUCCGGAAAAAAUAUACCGAAAAUCCGGGCGUAUCAUUUUAAAUAUAUUGUGUACACGAGACGUUGUUGUUGCCGAGUGUAUCGAAACACGAAAAUCCUGAACGAGUGGUUAAAACAAUAAAAAAAAUAAAAAAAUAAAAAGUAAAAAAUAUAUACGAAAAUUGUUUACUCUACGAAAUUACACGCGCCUUGUGUCGUCACGCAUAUGUUAUCUAUAUUGUGAUAUAUAUUUGAUUUUUUUCGAUCGAUUAUUGUUAGUAUUCUAUCGUCGUUGUUGUAUUUUGGGUUCGCAACCUAGUAUAACAGCAAAAAGUGCCCGUGACAGUGCGUGUGCGAUCUUCGUCAUCGCCACCGGUGCGGUUCGUUUUGGACGCAGUGUAUAUUUAAAACGUAUAAUAUUGUAGAACGUAAUAAUAUCAAAAUAAUAUAAUACUGUAGUGUCGGUGUCGCGGUCGUGCGAGGGUGCGCGUGUGCGGGCGCGAAAUGUCGGCCGACAAAAUCCGUAUUUGCCAACGACGCUGACAACACGAGACCGACCGGUGGAAAACCGAAAUUUCGAUCCGACUGCUGCAGCAGUGUUACGUCGCAACGUUCGCGUCGCGAAUAAGUGAUAAAAUUCGAAAACCUCUGGCUUUGGCGUCGCUGUUCUUGGUUUGCCGCGUGUUUUAUUUUGUUUUGUUGACGAUUGUGUGAGUUUAUAAGUCUGCGAGAAUUUCAGCGACCAUCAAUUCCGUUGUAGUCGUUGAUGAAGAAUAUCUUGAAAUUCUCCGCUGCCUGACGGACUGUCAACAGAACCGGAAAACGGAAAAAAAAGUAAACGCACCCCUUCUAAAUUGUCUCCACUUUGUUGUUUGUUUUAUGCAUUUUCUUUGCUCUGUGCGAUCGAUUCGCAUCGCCAUGUUGACAUUAACGGCACUGGAAGUAGACUUAAUGUCCUAGGGUGCUUAGAAAAAAAAAUACUUAAGAGCAACGAAUAAAGAAUAAAGAAAAAAAAUAAGAUUUAAAAAAAAAAAAAAAAAUUGUAAGCAAGGGGCGCGUUUACUGCACUUUAGGAGGAUGUACUCGACAAAAGUAACAGCCAUGACGUUCCUGGUGGCCAUAUUUGCAGUAAGCCCACUCCAGUCUUCCGAAGAAAAAUACAACCCUCAACAGCAGAAAAAACAGGUGUCCGAUUUUUUGGUCAGGCCGUUUUUUGACACGUCCGUAUCGUCCAACAUCACCACGCAACUGGGUGGUCACGCAUACAUGCCUUGCAGGGUCAAACAGCUCGGUAACAAGUCGGUAUCAUGGAUACGGCGGCGGGAUUCGCAUAUACUUACCAUUGAUUGGUUGUUGUUUAUCGCCGACGAUAGAUUCCGAAUAUUUCUAGUAGAGCCUACAUGUACGUGGACGUUGCAAAUAAAAUAUGUGCAGCCCAGGGACGCUGGCAUUUACGAAUGCCAAAUAAAUACAUCACCUAAAAUGAGCCAUUUGGUUCAGCUCAAUGUCGUAGUGCCAAAGAUCGAGAUCAUGGGCGAGUCAGACAUCCACGUGAUGGAGGGCAGCUCCGUAAGCCUGAAGUGCGUGAUCCGGCAGAGCGUCCGGGACCCGGACUACAUAUUCUGGUACCAGAACAACAAGCGGGUUCUGGACUACGGCAAGGGCGCCAAGGUGAUCAGCAGCGAACGGAUAGACGCCAACACGAUGGUAGCCACGUUGACCAUCAACAACGCGGUGCGGCAAGACUCGGGCAACUACACGUGUCAGCCGUCCAACUUGGACUCGGCCAGCGCGUACCUGCACGUCUUGAACGGCGAACAUCCGGCAGCCAUCCAACGGGGACACAGUUCCGGCACUCAGAUACCCAUCCGCCUGUUGGGGCCUCUCUCGGCCGUGUUGGGACUCAGCUCCAGUCAUUCGACGAGAGCCGCUCUGCUGACGACCGCGUUCGCCGUCGACUUGACCGUCCGGACGCUAUACUCGAUGAUCGUCUAAGCGGGCGACACCACAGGACCCUAUUGUGAGCCUGCAGCACAACCGCCGCCGAGCCGACCGAAUGAUUUACAUACCAAAUAAUCAGAACCCCCAUAUCCCCCCCCCCACGAAAAAUAUUACACACCUAGCCGCUGACGACGGGUAAACCAUGUCCGAGGUCGUGCAGCGAAGCGUAUCGAUGAAAUGCGCACGAUUCACUGUGCGUGCACAACAUACAAUAUGUUACCGAAAUAUAUUUUCUGCCGUACAUACCAAUAUCGCACAAAGACGAUUUGUUUUCAUUAUUAUAUAUUAUUAUUAUUAUUAUUAUUCAUUAUUAUUAAUAUUUAUAUUGAUACCAUGCGGCAGUGACGAGUCUGUAUGUAAAUAAUAUUAAACUUGAACCGCGAGUGUCCAUCGGCGACACAUUCUUUUCCAAACGUGUACAUUUUUUUACGUGUAUUUACUUAUAACUAUCAUUAUUAUUAUUGGAUGUCUAAUAAAAAAAAA